AUGGCUCAAAAUAAUGCCUACUCUCUUCAACAUAUAUCUAUUAUCAAACUCGACCAAAAGAGCUUUGUUCUCUGGCGUUCUCAAGUUGUACCUGCUCUCAAAGGGUAUGGAUUCUUUGGAUUUGUCAAUGGAGAGAUCUCCCAGCUCCUAUUAAAAUCGAAAAAGCAUCGACUUCCACUGAGCUUCAGGCUUGGGAACAAUAAGAUCAACGUCGCAGGUGAAAACUGUAUUUCAUCUCAAUACCUCUGGGAAACACUUGAGCGACGUUUCGCUACUCAAUCCAAAGCUAGACUAAUGCAGCUCCGCCUUCAACUUCAAACUAUCAAAAAAGAAGAAUCAUUCAUGGAGUCUUAUCUCCAAGCUAUCAAGGUCAUAACUGAUAACCUUGCGGCUGCCGGGCAGCAAGUUGCAGACGAAGAUCUUAUUCUCUACGUUCUUGGCGGCCUUGGACCCGAGUAUGAAUCCCUUCUAGUUGUAGUCACUACACGUCCAGAUUCUAUUAAUGUCGACGAUUUUUCUGGAUUACUUCUCACACAUGAAAUUAGACUUGAGUCUCUCUAUGCCAACUCGCCAACUGCUAAUGUUGUAUAUAGUCGUCGCGGAACUUCAGCGACUAUGAAUCAUACGGAUAAAGGUGUAUUUUCUCCCUCUUUUGGAUCUGCUACUCGUCCAUCGACACCAGGUGCUUCUUUUCACUCACAACAGAGUGCCUCUACUACAUCUUCUAUUUUAGGCCAGCCAUCAAAUUUCUUUAAUUCAAGGACUGGCCCAUCUCGCCCUCAUCGUCCUUAUCGUGGUCCUCAAAAUCAAAAUCGGCCUAAAUGUCAAACAUGUGGUCGUUUUGGACAUCUCUAA
Molecule: messenger RNA, 855 nt
Organism: Impatiens glandulifera
Lineage: Eukaryota; Viridiplantae; Streptophyta; Magnoliopsida; Ericales; Balsaminaceae
Exons: 2
Coding region: 1-855 (284 amino acids)
Source: RefSeq, a predicted model, not a curated record